Botrytis deweyae is the source of this 1125-nucleotide messenger RNA. RefSeq lists its product as uncharacterized. Bases 1 to 1125 code for a protein of 374 amino acids. Gene Ontology annotation, biological process: L-ascorbic acid biosynthetic process. The record is from RefSeq and is a predicted model, not a curated record. Lineage: Eukaryota; Fungi; Ascomycota; Leotiomycetes; Helotiales; Sclerotiniaceae. The transcript has 2 exons. Gene Ontology annotation, molecular function: calcium ion binding; gluconolactonase activity.
AUGUCCGGCUCAGUGACAACAUGGUCUGCAGAAGGACCAUUACUUCCCGGUAACCUAGACUUUAAGAAACUAUUUGUCAGGGACGAUGAAAUCAUCCGCUUGAUAGCUUCGAAUGGAAUACAUGUGAUAGGCACACUCAAAGAAAUACGAGAUUAUCUUCGCGGGGGAGAAGGUGAUUCAAUCUGUUAUAGAGUUUUAAUGACCCCAUUUCAAGCAGUGUUUUAUGCCGAGAUGCUAGAAUACCCAGAAACACUCUUUGUUGCCACUAAGAAUAAGUUCGGGUUCGUAGGAAAUUAUCAUGGCCCAGGAAAGCCGGACACUCGAGUUGUAUCUGAAUGCUUCCCCCCAGAAUCGCAGUCAGAUAUGAAAAUACCUAAUAACGUACGUUACACUGGGGGCAGCGUGGAUUGCAAGGGGAGAGUUUGGUUGAUGACUUAUGAUGGAAAAAACUCGUCUGGCCAACUCUUUCACCUUGAUAAGAACUGGAAACCAGCCAAUCCUCGAUACGUGUGUGGCCGGCGUUUCGGUGGAAUAUGUUGGAGCUUAGAUGACAAAACCAUAUACAUUCAUGAGACCGCGCGAAAUAAUUGCGUACUCGCUUAUGACUUUGAUAUAGAGACAGGUAUCAUUAGAAUGGAUAAAGAUAGGCUAUUCUAUGAAUUCGAAAAUCCCACGGAAUAUCCAAUGGCUUUUAUGGUGGAUUCACAAGAUCAUAUGUGGUGCGCAGUAGCUGGUACCUCAAGAAUUAUCAGGAUAAGCCCGAAGAGUGAGGUUGUGGGAGAGAUCAAUUUGCCUUCUCCUCAUGAACCUAUCGACUUACAAUUCAGCGGCAACGAAUUGGUUAUCCUUACAAAAAGAAACAUCAAAAGUGAUGAAGUUUUGCCGACAAGUGGUACUUCUCAUGAAGUGGUAAAGACUACCAAAGAAGCACCGCAUGGCAACAUUUUCACUGUGGAUAUUGGCUACACUGGUAAACCAAUACGUUUCUAUAAGUUGGGCCCAGAGGAACUUUGUUUGUUGAAGAAUUCUGGUCUAUCUCUUGGGGAACAAUACAUAAAUUUUCUACGAAAACAUUGGGACGUUAUCAGGAAAAUCCCUGAGAAUAAAAUAUCACGAGGGAUAUGA